AUGGAGUCCGAAACACAAAGAACUGCACGUCUGCAAGCCAUGCAAAUGGCUGAUUUAGGGACUGCUCGGAGAGAGCAUGUCUCGACAGUGGACAAACACUCGCAUUUCGAGAACGUCAAAUUGUCGGAGCUUGAGGCACACCGACAAUCAAACAUCCCUGGAACGCUUGCAUACAAGCAGGCACAAAAACACAAAGACGGCUUGCAAGACUUGCACAAGACUGUCAGCGAUGAGACUCAGAUAGACACGCAACUCGAUGAUAUGAUGCACGGUCAGAGUCAUCGUGCACAAUUGAAUGAACAGCUUCAUGGAUCUGCGAAGCCUACCGUUCCUAUUUCUUCAAUCAAAAAGAGCCCGCAUCUUCCAAAGCAAGCCUUUGCCGUCAACAGAUCAACCAAUGAGGUGAUAAAGAAUCAUCCAUUGCCACCACGGCAGUCUGGCCGUGGAGGAGGUGUCAUUGGUGGAAGAGGUCGUGGGAACUUCUCCCCCAAAGUAAACACUGGCUCGAGAGUCUCGCUUGGACCAAUUCCCACUGGAAAGGACCCUGCCUUGGACAGAAACAAUGUAUCUCCUCCCGUCCGCGGGCGUGGAAUAUCUAAAAGAGGGGGUUCCUCCUCUCGGGGAUCGUUGAUGCGCGGGAUUACUCGCUCACCCCGAGGAGUGUCGCCUCGCGAUGAUACUCCACUAUGUCAGCAUUUUAACAAGAUAGUCACACCGCAGCAGUUCAUGGCACAAGUUCGAUGGGCGUCGAAUUUUGGAGCCAUCAGCCAGCAGGAAACAGCCUCUCCUCUUCAGGAAAAGGUCGGAAUUUUAGCAAAGCAAGUGGAAGUGGUCCCUAAGAAAGAAGAGCCAUUGACGCCCCUAAAGGCUAUACACGAGAUACCCACAAGCCUGCAAGUUCCGAAAGAAGCAAUCUCUCCCCUCAAAAGAAAGAUCGGCGCAGUGGCAAAGCAGGUUGAGGUGCUUCCCAAAAAGAAAGAGUCACUGGCGUCCGUAAAGGCCAUCCACGAGGAACCUGAAAUCUCCAGCGAUUCGACUGGAUCUGAGGUGCUGUUGGAUAUCGGAGCUGAAAUCAAAUUCGAGCCUUCGCUGGAUCUAUUCUCUAGUCCUAGCUUGGCUGACUUGGAUGGCCUUGAUUUUGGCAAACAGCCAGGAAACCCUGCUUCUCUUGCCAGUGGAAUUAUUGAACCGCCCCAGAAAGAAGAAGAAAUGGAUAAGUUUGCCGAGGUCUUCGCGAGAAUUUUCGAAACUAUGCCUGGAUUGAAGGAAAAAAUCGAUUCGAAAUUGAAACUUAGUCCUACAACUCCUCCGCAGGCGGCCUUCCAAGAGUAUCGGUCGCGCGCAACCACUGCUUCUUCCACUGAUUCUAGUGGAGAGAAACCUUACGAAGUGGAUGUGAGAGCAAGCCCCAAAAACCUUGUUCCCCACGAGGGGAUCAAAGGAUUCGGAGCAUUGCGGUUGACCGAGUCAUCCUCUCAGAAUUCGGAUUCCAAGAAGCCCACCGGGGGCCUCACACAGUCCAUCUACGCAUCGGCCGCCCCGCGGGCUAACUUCCGUGGCCAUAGCCGGGAAAACAGUUCUGUUGUGGCCAGACCGGCUCCAAGGCCCGCCAGAACCAUUGGACCCCAGCCAUACAAUCCAUUGGCUGCCCGAGCGGGCAAUACGCAGAACACUACACCAGAGCUUCAGACAGUGAUUCCCAAGGGGGUGGAAGAGCUCAAACCGCGAAUCAGAACCAUCGGUCCGCCCCCGUGGCAGGGAUCAAAGAAAGCGUGA
Molecule: messenger RNA, 1776 nt
Organism: Penicillium verhagenii
Lineage: Eukaryota; Fungi; Ascomycota; Eurotiomycetes; Eurotiales; Aspergillaceae
Exons: 5
Coding region: 1-1776 (591 amino acids)
Source: RefSeq, a predicted model, not a curated record